This is a messenger RNA of Penicillium oxalicum, 1317 nucleotides long. RefSeq names its product mannose-1-phosphate guanylyltransferase. Gene Ontology annotation, molecular function: transferase activity. The coding region runs from base 1 to 1317 and encodes 438 amino acids. The record is from RefSeq and is a predicted model, not a curated record. The transcript has 4 exons. Gene Ontology annotation, biological process: biosynthetic process. Gene Ontology annotation, cellular component: cytoplasm. NCBI's taxonomy places the organism in Eukaryota, Fungi, Ascomycota, Eurotiomycetes, Eurotiales, Aspergillaceae.
AUGCUGAACGUACCAAUUCGUGGUGACUCGCAUCACUCUUCAACCAAGGCUAUUAUCUUGGUUGGAGGCCCAUCUCGAGGCACUCGUUUCCGCCCAUUGUCGCUCGAUGUUCCCAAGCCCCUGUUCGAAGUCGCCGGUCACCCGAUCAUCAACCACUGCUUGAAGGCCAUCACGAAGGUCGACGAUGUGCGCGAAGUCAUUCUGAUUGGAUACUACGACGAGUCUGUCUUCCGGGACUUCAUCAAAGAUGCGGCAAAGGAGUUCCCUCAGUUCCGGAUUCAGUACCUUCGAGAAUACACAGCGUUGGGUACCGCAGGCGGUCUGUACCAUUUCCGCGAUGCGAUCCUCAAGGGUAAGCCCGAGCGCCUUUUGGUGCUGAACGCCGAUGUCUGCUGCUCGUUCCCUCUGGGUGAGAUGCUGCGUCUGUUCGAGGAGAAGGAUGCAGAGGCCGUCAUUCUGGGUACGCGCGUCACCAACGAGGCUGCAUCCAACUUUGGUUGCAUCGUUUCCGAUUCCCACACCAAGCGCGUGCUGCACUACGUCGAAAAACCCGAGUCGCACAUUUCCAACUUGAUCAAUUGCGGGGUUUACCUGUUUGCUACGGAAUGCAUUUUCCCCGCGAUUCGCAGUGCCAUCAAGCGCCGCACCACCCGCCCCCGCUUCCUGUCCUACCCUUCCUCGGAUAACCUUGAGUCUUCUUUCGUCACCGGUGAGGAUGAGGAUGGCGAGAAGAAUGAGGUUUUGCGCUUGGAGCAGGAUAUUCUCUCCGACCUGGCCGACAGCAACCGAUUCUUCGUCCACGAGACCAAGGACUUCUGGCGACAGAUCAAGACUGCCGGCUCGGCCGUGCCCGCCAACGCGCUCUACCUGCAGAAGGCCUUCCAGGCGCAGUCGGAGGAACUCACCCCUCCCUCUGCGACCAUUGUGCCCCCCGUUUACAUCCACCCCACCGCUACCGUUGACCCUACCGCCAAGCUCGGUCCGAACGUCUCGAUUGGCGCUCGUGUGGUCGUUGGCGCCGGUGCCCGUGUCAAAGAUUCAAUUGUUUUGGAGGACUCGGAGAUUCGUCAUGAUGCCUGUGUCAUGCACUCGAUUAUCGGCUGGAGUAGCCGUGUUGGCGCCUGGGCUCGUGUGGAAGGCACCCCCAUCCCGGUGGGCAGCCACUCCACCAGCAUCAUCAAGCAAGGUGUCAAGGUGCAGAGCAUCACCAUCCUGGGUAAGGAGUGUGCCGUUGGUGACGAAGUCCGCGUGCAGAACUGUGUCUGCCUGCCGUACAAGGAGCUUAAGCGUGAUGUUGCCAACGAGGUCAUCAUGUAA